AUGGCUGGCACUCACUGGUACUGGGGUGCACGUGUCCAUGGCUGGCACUCACUGGUAUCGGGCUGUACGUGUCCAUGGCUGGCACACACUGGUAUCGGGGUGCACGUGUCCAUGGCUGGCACUCACUGGUAUCGGGCUGUACGUGUCCAUGGCUGGCACACACUGGUAUCGGGGUGCACGUGUCCAUGGCUGGCACUCACUGGUAUCGGGCUGUACGUGUCCAUGGCUGGCACACACUGGUAUCGGGGUGCACGUGUCCAUGGCUGGCACUCACUGGUAUCGGGCUGUACGUGUCCAUGGCUGGCACACACUGGUAUCGGGGUGCACGUGUCCAUGGCUGGCACUCACUGGUAUCGGGCUGUACGUGUCCAUGGCUGGCACACACUGGUAUCGGGGUGCACGUGUCCAUGGCUGGCACUCACUGGUAUCGGGCUGUACGUGUCCAUGGCUGGCACACACUGGUAUCGGGGUGCACGUGUCCAUGGCUGGCACUCACUGGUAUCGGGCUGUACGUGUCCAUGGCUGGCACACACUGGUAUCGGGGUGCACGUGUCCAUGGCUGGCACUCACUGGUAUCGGGCUGCACAGGUCCAUGGCUGGCACACACGGGUAUUGGGGGUAUUGGCAAUCAACCUGUUUCUUCAUACUAGAAUUCCCCUGAAGCAGCUGACACCCCCAGCCUCCCUCCUCCUCCUUUGUCCUGAGCUGCCAUCUCUGCCGCACAGGCCGUGUGCCAGCUCCCAGCUCCGAGCAAUGGGCAGUUCUGGGCACGGGACCAGCCACCUCCCGUGCGCGCAGGCCGAGGCAGACAAGCCGGCACCUUGUUCCUUGGGCACGUUUUGGUCACUGCAUUUACGGAACAACAGCCCGAUACGGGCUAAUCGCAGCGCAUCCCGCUCCCGCUGCCAGUGGACGGGGACGCUUAAACCAGGGCGUGAAUGACAUUUGGGGCUGGAAAGGUGACGCCGAGCAGUGUCCCCUCUCCCCCCGCCCCGAUUCACUGCAGGGAAAGCCUUCAGCACCAGUUGGGACCAGCCCCAAGUCUGGCCGAGGUGAGUAGCUGUGUGUGCAAUGUGGCGAGUAAGCAACGUGCACCUGGGGGAGCUCCCAGUUAAAGCCCCGUAGUGGGAGGAGACCCACCGCCAGCUUGUCUGUCAUGUAGCACGAGGACUGUGUAGGGGGCAAACGGCUGGGCUGGCUGCGGGGCUCCAGCCAGGCAAUGGAAAUCCCUUCCUUCCUUCCUUCCUUCCCGGCGAAAGGCAAGGAGGUGGUGCUUGACUGAGGGGAUCUGGGGUGACAAGGCGGGUACUGGGUAAGCUGGGAGGGCUGAGGCUCUGGGGCCUGGUGUUUACCUUCCCACUCCCCUUUGGGAGGGAGAGCCCCGAGCUCUUUCCCGAGCGCUAUUUCGAGCGGUAGCAUCACGAAAUCACCGGCCACGAGAAGGGACCACGAGAAGAAAGGGAUACAAAGGUCAGGAAUCUGGAUUUGCUGCGUGGCGUGGGGUCCUCGUGGUGCGCAUCUGUGCUGCUCGGUGCGGCCGGCGCAUCCCCGCAGCCCUUUCCCCGCAGCGGGGUGGCUCGCAGCGGGCCCGCAAGCUGCGUGCACGGAGAUGCCGGGGGCUGGCGGACGGACCCCUUGCUAAGUGCUCGUCCCUGCUUUGGCUAUGUGCAUCUACCCGCCCGAGGGAUUCAGUCUGAAUGAGCUUCCCCCGAUGAGCCCCCAAGGCAGGGAAGGGCCAGGGCGGAUCCUCUUCCUUCCGGGGAUGCCCGUGGCAGUCAGCCGGUGCCGGUCCCCUGCCUCCAGCCCCCGUUAGUCCGGGCUCUACAGAAGGGUCCUCCAGUUUACCCCAGCAGCGGCACGGAGGUUAGACGAGACACAACAGUGUCACACAAGCUGUACUGGGAAAGCCUCUCCGGAGUAAGGAAAUGCCUCUUGAAGGCACCCAGGAGGCAGUGAAAUAGCUGGGCAAAGGGUGUCCAAAAGGGGAAAACAUUUCGUCCAGCGAGUAGGGCUCGGGCUGUUUCCAAGCCCCUCGCUCCAAUUAUUUCUGUUUGAAAGCAGCUCUAACACUGGUACCCAACUUUCCUCUAAUCUGUAAGAACGGGUCUGCAUUGCAACUCUGACUCCUGACAGUCGGCUGCUGCUCUGCUGGUCUUGCUGGGAGCUGUCCCGGACAGCCGAGGAUUGCAGGAAGAGUGAAGGGGCAUCAGCUCAGAGAUCAACGGGUGUUCACUGGCCUAGGAGCUUUCACCACACUCUCCACAAACAAAUCAAAGCAACAGACCGCCCGACAGAUGCUAACAGGCAAAGAAAAAUGCUAUUCUGUCUCUCACUGGAACAAAAAUACAGUGAUUUUGAUUUCUCUCCCAGUACAGCACAAUAUGAAUAAAACACCUGGCCUGGAACCCUGGUUCCUCCAAAUCAAUGGCAAUCUCCCAUUAGUUCAGUAGGGCCAGGACUUCAUAAGCCCAUUAUCGAUAGGCGUAUAUUUGCUUUGUACUUCAAUCCCUGCUGUUUGUCAGUAGGUAGGUAUCCAUUCAUCCUCUGGCUAGUGUCAGCAAAAAGUGAUUCUAAAUCCACUUACUCGUUUUGGUGUUGACGUAGUAUCUUGAGACCCCAGUCAGGGAACAGGCUCCAUUGUGCAACGUGCUGCAUGCCCAAGUACGUACAAAGCUAUCUCCUGCUCUAAACAGCUUAGGCCUGCAUCAGCAUUAGAGAAGGUAGGUGGUGAUAGCUGAGCCAACAGGAUAGCUCCAGUGUUAAACAGCAAUCAUUUGGACACUUUGAUGUGUGAGCAGGCAUCCAAAUAACUAGCUGAGAUAGGCAUCACUCCCAGUGGCAAGCAGCUUUCAGAAAAGAUUCAGUAACCCAAUGUCAUAAUGCCCUGGACAAGAGUAAUACUACGCUCCACUAUAUCCACAGAAUGCAGAUCCCACCACCCAUGGUGCUACUGGAGAGCUGGAGGCUCCAGACAUUGCUGCACCGAGUGACUACUGUGUGGGAUCAAAGUAUGAUACAGGCACAGGGGGGAACCAGAAAGUAGUUCUGGUGCACAAAAGGCCUGCAGGCUUCUGAAACAAACCAGCUCCUGCUAGCACAUAGGAUCAUCUUCUGCCUCCAGAUAUAACUCCCACCUUCCUCUUGUCUUGACAAUGCUUCUUCCUAUACAGUAAUUUGCACCUGUAUCUUUCUACACUAGACAACCUUCCCCAUCAUUGCCAUCACCAGUGGGAGUGGCAGGCAGGGCAAAGGUGGCUUAUGGCUUUUUUACCUGCUCCAAGUAAGCCUAGAUGAUAUGACAACAAAAAAAGCUCUGGCUGAUAAUCUAUAAUGGAGCAUCCACCACAGGUAGGAAACUUUAGGAAAUGAAUGCUGAUGUACUCAACUUAAGAGUUCUUCUGGAUUUAUUUGAAGACACAAAACCAUUGGUAAUUCCCAAUAGUCAGACUUUUUCCCUGUCACAGUAAUGGAAAACAGAGCCUGCUUAUUCAACAAGCCUCUUUGGAUCACGGUUCCAGUGGAAGGAAAGAACCUCAGCAAAAUGGAUCAGGGCUCAGUUCCUCAAAACUAUUUGGGUGUGCUUUUAGGUAAGAAGUAAGCAGUACAGAGUCAGAAAGUUGCUUCCUGAAGUGUCCCGUUUUUUGAUCCUGCCAUUCUUUGCUCAGAUAUUAUGUGCCCUGAGCGAUUAAUUAUGAAAAGAUGAAACAUUACAACAGCCUUAAACAAAUGUUAUUUGUAUUACUGCAGCACCCAGAUACCCUAUCUGAGAUGGGAUCCCAUGCUUAGGUAUUGUACUGAUAUUUAGUAAGAGACAGCCUCUGCCCCAAAGAGUUUAUAGUCUUUAGAGAUCAGACAGAUAAAGAAAAGAGUACCAUUCUCCUAUUUAAGAUAGAAAGACAGAAGUACAGGAAGACUGAUUUGCUCAAAAUCAGUCACUCAAAAACUCUGACAAGAGCUAGGAAUUUAAUUCCUGUCCUUUUAAGUCCCAGCCCACUGACAAUAAGGCAUUUUCCAUUUGCAGGAAUAUAUUCAAUUUAUACUUUUUAUAUUAAAGUAGCUAUUUCCCAGUCAAUCAAAGUGAGUCAUUUCCCUUUGGUUUCUUACUGCAUUAGACAUAAAAUUACCCAGUAUAACACUGCCAGGGGUUUUCCUCCUCCUCCUGAAAGUUCUAGGAUGAACAAUCCCUGCGUGUGAAUAAAGGUGAAAGUAAUAAUUGCAUGGAGGUGAAAGGAGCUUUAGCCAUUGUUUCUUCAGAAACACCUUUUAACACAGUGCCACUCUCAGCAAUAUCCUUAUUAGUGUUGCUCUGUGCAGCUCUCAAUCCUAUCAUGGGACCAUCAGCAGCACUAGCAGCUUUCUCCUAGUAGAAGCUCUUUUACUACAAUUCAAUUAGCGUGAAUCUAGGCACAGGCUGAGGAUAUGCUAUCGAGCAGAUGAGAUUUCCUGCAUUUGCACAAGAGACAUUGAAGGAAGAAUGAAGCAAAAUAAAGGGGGCCACAAUAACAUGAAAGGACAACUCAAGACUGACCGAAGCAUCCUUCACUUGGAAAUUGAUGGCCAUAUGGUCUCUGCUUCCCCCCAC
Alligator sinensis (Chinese alligator) is the source of this 4582-nucleotide messenger RNA. RefSeq lists its product as uncharacterized. NCBI's taxonomy places the organism in Eukaryota, Metazoa, Chordata, Crocodylia, Alligatoridae. The transcript is spliced from 2 exons. The coding region runs from base 1 to 942 and encodes 313 amino acids. The record is from RefSeq and is a predicted model, not a curated record.